CCCUCUCUCUUCCCCUUCAAAAACCCUAGCGGCCAUUGAAAAAAGCCAAACCCUCCAAACCUUACCAUGCUCCCGCACUCGUACGCCGUCGAUUCCCAUUCCAAAUCCCAAGACCUCGCCUGCACCAUCCUCGCCUCCUCCGCCCCGCACCAGAUCUCCUCCACCUGCGCCUCCAUCGAGUCUUUCCUGCACUCCCUCUCACCCGACCAAUCCCGCCACUUCUUCUCCCUCACUUUCCCAACCCUCAUCUGCAAGAUCUUCGGCUUCGAGGAUGCAACGUCAUCACCGCCGCCUCUGCCACAACCAACUUCACAGCAACAACCCUCGCCCUCCUCCCCUUCCUCCUCACCCAACGGCUGGAUUGAUACCGUCCUAGCGUCCAACGACGUAGAUUUAGCCAACAGGCUCUUCGCCCUCCUCGCCCCCAACAGCCUCCUCUUCAACGCAAUAUCCGCCGUUGAUCGCCUCUCCCUCGUCAAAUACGUGUUCCCUAUUGAACGGUUGCCGGAAUGGGUCCGAUUCAUGCUCUCGUCGGAAAAUGAUAGCCGGGUAUUAUCCGAUUUAGCCCCAAUUUUCAAAAAUAGGGUUAAGGAAGACUCAAUUAAACCCAAUUUCUAUCAACUCCAGCUCAAUGUCUUUGAAUAUUACAUGUUUUGGUUCGCUUAUUACCCUGUUUGUCGGGGAAAUGGCGAAAAUUUUGAUGUUGUUUCUAUAAAAAGGAACAAAAGGUUUAAAUUUGAGAAUUGGGUUUCAUCAAUUUCUGGUUUUUCAAGCACUAGGCGCGGGGCGGAGGUUAAAAUUGAAUGCAACUUAUAUAUUAGGUUUUUGUAUGCAUAUCUUCGUGCUUUUGUUGGUGGAACUGAUUUGAAUCAGCAACUGCCACACCGUAGUUCGCUUUUGCAUUACUCAUCGGGAUAUGAUAGCUCGGUCAUAGCUCAGGCAGAGUUUUUUGUUAAUGCUUUGGUGAACUUCUGGUUGGUUGAUAAUGAUUUUUCACCGCUACCUGUUAAUCUGUGUAAGUCAUCUGGCGUUUCAUUCCCAUUCCGAUCAGCUUUGGGCGAGACCCCACCAACCCCCGGGUUAGGAGAGGUGGUGAAGUUGUCUGUGAAGUACUUGAAUUUGGGUUUGGUCGUGCAUAGAGAUGGAAAUGAGGAUAUGGAAAACUAUGGGAGUCCGAGGUGGAGAGUGCCGGGUUCAUUUGAUGCCUUCAAGUUGAGGGAUGUAGUGGCGGUUUCACCAGGUAUCGGAUCUUGGAACUUGCUGAUACAGAGGCCGCUGUACCGGUUUAUAUUGAGGACAUUCUUGUUUUGUCCAGUGGGGGCUUCGAUUAAAAAUAUAUCAGAGGUGUUUUCGGUUUGGAUUACCUAUAUUGAACCUUGGGAUAUUAGUUUGGAUGACUUUUCAGAUCUUGAUACUGUUUUGGACGGAUCAACUAAGAACGGGAGAAAGGAUAGCCCGCAGCCUCAAGACCGUUGCUUUACAUCUUCUUGGCAGGGUUAUGUGCUGGCCAACUACUUGUAUUACAGUUCCUUGGUUAUGCAUUUUAUUGGGUUUGCCCACAAGUUUCUUCACACUGAUCCAGAAAUAAUUGUCCAGAUGGUAUUGAAGAUCCUAACUAUAUUGACAUCAUCCAAAGAACUCAUGGACCUUUUAAAGAUGGUGGAUGCUGCUUUUCAUUCCAAACAAGCAGGAUCAGGAAAAUCGAUGCGUAAUAGGUUAUAUAGAUUUGUCACUCCAAUUCGCGAACAGCUCCAGGACUGGGAGGAUGGCUUAUCUGAGAGUGAUGCAGAUGGGUCUUUCUUGCAUGAGAAUUGGAAUAAAGAUUUACGAUUGUUCAGUGAUGGAGAAGAUGGCGGGCAACAGUUGCUUCAGUUGUUCAUAUUACGCGCAGAAGCUGAGUUGCUAGCUGUUUCUGGUGAUAAUGGUGCGCACAACCUUCAGUGCAUAGACUCUUUGAAAGCUCAGGUGAGCUAUGUAUUUGGUGGGCAUACUGUAAAGGUACUGUCAUUUUCUCCUGAACCAAAACAGCCUCCGCAACCCCGUGAUGAAAUAUUCAAGCCCAAGAGAGUUGGCAACCACACUCUGGCUGAUGUCAAAUACAAGGGUGACUGGAUGAAGCGCCCCAUCUCUGAUGAUGAGGUUGCUUGGAUGGCGAGAUUACUUGUUGAGUUUUCCGGUUGGAUAAAUGAGCGUCUUGGACUAAACCAGUCGGAGAGCAGCCAAGCAGACCCUUCAUAUGUGGAAGUGUCGAGCGAUGUUGUGGGCAAUGUGUUUGGACUGACGGAUACGAUGAAGGCAGUGUUGGGUGCAGUAGGUUCUUGGCUUGUGAUGUUGGGGGUGGCAGUGGUGAAGCUAAUGAGGAAACAUGGAUUGAGGGUGAAUCUGAGGAUGUUGGCGUCAAAGAAGGUUGUAAUGGUUUUGCUUUUGUCUGCUGUGUAUACUAUAUUGAAGAAAGCUUUUGGAAUGUACCAAAGGGUGUAGAUUAGGGGUUAGAACAAGGAUGUUGAAAACAGAGCUUUGCUUACCUGCACAUUAACGGUUGAGAUUUAAUUAAAUCUCAAUUAGUUAAAUAUUAACUGUUCACUCGUGAGAAAAAAGUGCGAGGGAGAAUUUCCAGCAAAAAACAAAGGAAAAAGGUGUAUAGAAAGGGAAAAGGAACAGGGGUUUUUGUCCUGUGUGCA
This is a messenger RNA of Pyrus x bretschneideri (Chinese white pear), 2681 nucleotides long. RefSeq lists its product as uncharacterized. The coding region runs from base 67 to 2481 and encodes 804 amino acids. NCBI's taxonomy places the organism in Eukaryota, Viridiplantae, Streptophyta, Magnoliopsida, Rosales, Rosaceae. The record is from RefSeq and is a predicted model, not a curated record. The transcript has 4 exons.